GGUUAUACAUGCUGCGAUUCUGGUCUGGUCAAAGUCACGUUGCAUCUUGUGAUCUCCCCAAAGGCUGGGGAGUCAAAGUGACGGAUUUGUUUCGUGUGGGAAGUGAAUGAGUUUAAAUUUUCGGUCAGUUUGGGAAGAGUUUUUAUUGGGGUUUUCACGCUGCAGUGCAUGUGGCGUUGCCACGCUGAGAGGAAGGUUGUCGGUGGCUGGGUGGUACUGUGUGUCGUCAGUGAGCAGAGCAUUGCUGUGGAAACCUGUACAAGCUGGAGCUGAGGAGUUGGCAAUUGGACCUUCGCUGCUUACUGAGGCUUCGCUUUCCAUGAUUCAGAGCUGAGCAGAUUCGUGCAUUUUGGGGGAUGUAGGACACACUGACAGCUCAAUACCCAACUUAUGGACCAGUUUAUUGCAAGUGUUUUUUUUCUGGCAGUGAUUUGUACGUUCGCUCCGUUCACUUAUUGGGACCGAGAAGCCGAAUUUGCCAAGUUAUCGAGAUAAAGUUGGAUUGAGAGUCUACUGUGGGUGCCAGACUAAGAAGGAGCUUCAUCUCCCUAACACAGGAGAAUAUUGCAGGGAACUGGUGGAACCCAUAGAGCAAUAUGACUACACUUGCUGAAACAAAAGCUGUUCUUCGCAGCGCUGAUGCAGUCUGUUUCGAUGUUGACAGUACAGUCAUUAAAGAAGAAGGAAUUGAUGAACUAGCGACAUUCUGUGGUGUCGGUGAUGAAGUAGCAGAAAUGACCCGAAAUGCAAUGGGAGGGGCAGUCUCAUUUAAGAAGGCUUUAAUGGAGCGUCUCGCUAUAAUAAAACCUUCACGAGAGCAAGUGAACCAGCUAAUAACUGAUCAUCCCCCGUGUUUGACGGACGGUAUAAAGGAAUUGGUUGGUCAUCUUCAACAACGUGGUGUUGAAGUUUUCCUGAUAUCUGGUGGUUUCAGGAGUAUAGUGGACCAGCUAGCAGCACAGAUAAGUGUUCCCUUAGCCAAUGUUUAUGCAAACAAGCUAAAGUUUUACUUCAAUGGUGAUUAUGCUGGCUUUGAUGAAACCCAACCAACAGCAGAAUCUGGUGGGAAAGGCCGGAUCAUAAAUCGUUUAAAAGAAGAAAGAGGUUUUAAGAAGGUUGUUAUGAUUGGAGAUGGAGCCACAGACUUGGAAGCAUGCCCUCCUGCAGAUGCAUUUAUCGGAUUUGGUGGGAAUGUUGUCCGACAGCAAGUAAAACAAAAAGCCAAGUGGUUUGUCACCAGUUUUCAAGAAAUUAUUGAAGAACUGGAAAGUUGACUUUUUUCAAAUUACAUACAUCAGCAAAAUUUAACAUUAACAUGGAGGUCAAUGUAGGCUGCAUCAUUGACUAUAUAUUCAGUAUGAACAAAGAGGGGCAGCAGGCCAUUGGACCCUUGAGCUGCCAUCUACUCUACCUGCAGUCAGUCCUGCCCCAGCUCAGAGCCUCACAGCGGACCUCUAUUUCUACAUCCUCCGGAGGAUACGUGCUCAAUAAAUAGUAUUUAUCUACUGCAUCAGACUUAAAAGAACGUAAGCUAAGCUAAACAAACUUUCAUGUACUACUGGCCGCACAGUAGCCACAGGGCUGCUCUUUCCAGGACCAGUGGGGUAAUCGAUGAUGUUUUUGCCCCCAAUGCCGCCGCAUGGCCCGCAGCCCCCGCAGUCACUAGUGACCACACCACCUCCGAGAUCGCCAACCACCUCCACGACUGCAGAGAAGACUACCACCGCGGGAUACACCAGUGUCACUGGAUUCAAUAGCACAGAUGUGAUACCUACCUUGAACAUCACUUCUGCCCCACUACUAGGUCCCAUUGGUGAUGUCACUUCCACAGCCACUGCUGUUAGCAGCCAAGUACCCAACAGUGAAGCUACCUUCCCCACCUGUGAUGUUACUUCUGUCCUGUUAACCAUAAGCACCACUUCUGCCCCCUUUGCACUACUGACCCAUAACCACACCCACUCAAGCCACUGUCUUUGCCCUCACCUCAAACUCCAGUCCAGGUCCUAGCUCCCAUCCCUGCCAUGUCUUCACCAUUUCCCCCAGACUUCCCCCUCACCUAAGGAUGAAUGUUUAGUCCUCAGUAAAAGUCUUACCUUUAUCCCUAUAUGGUCCCAAUUAAUGAGUUUGACUCACACUGUGACCUUGAACGUUUCUUCCACCAUCAUCAGUGGCUACUUUUACAACUAAGACACCCACCUCCCUACCAAGGACCCCUUUUCCCACCUCCAACAUACCCCAUCCACCUGGACAUCCCAUGCUGGCCUGCUACCUGCCCUUGACCUCUUCAUUUCAAACUGCUGCUGACAUCAACCACCUCAACCUGUCCAGCCCACCACCCCCUCUGCUCCAACCCCAACCGCCCCAUCAAAUCAGUGGACAAAAAGGGGUACAGUGCUCAUCUGGCAAACUGACCUCUAUGUUGCUGAAGCCAAGUGCCAACUCAAAGACCCCUCAACCAUAACCUCACCUGGAACUCCCCACAUAUGUUUGGGUCACCACCCACACCUUGCAUCUCCUCCAAGACUUCAGUUUUCCCAAGCCCCCAGUGCCUCAUCUCACCAUGGACAUCCAAUCCCUCUACACUUCCAUCCACCAUACCAAGGCCUCCAAAUGCUCAGUUUCUUCAUCUCCCAAUGUCCCCACCAGUAGCUUUCUACUGACACUUAUUCGUUUGGCUGAACUGGUUGUCACCCUCCAAUUUCUCCUUCGAAUCCUCCCACUGCCUCCAAACAAAAGGGGUAGCCAUAGACACCUGCAUGGCCCCAGCUAUGCCUGUCUAUUCGUUGGCUAUGUAGUACAGUCCAUCUUCCAGAGUUACACUGGUUCCACUCCCCACCUUUUCCUCAGUUACAUUGAUGACUGCAUUGGUGCUAACCUGUGCUCCCACGAGGAGGUUGAAUAGUUAGUCAACUUCAACACAUUCCACCCUAACCUUAAAUUCACCUGGAUCAUCUGUUACCUCUUUCCCCUUGUUAGACCUCUCCCUCUCCAUUCACAAGGACUGACUCAGACAUCUUUUACAAACCCAUAGGCUCCCACAGCUACCUGAAUUGCACCUCUUCCCACUUUAAAGAUCCUUAACUUGAACAUUCAUCUAAUAACUAAAUAUUGUCUUUGUGCAUGUUGAGAGUUUGUGUUGGCAAUCCAUGAUCUUCAUUGUAAUGUCAUCUGCCUGUACAACAAAUAUAAAUUGCAGCAAGAGUAGGCUAUUUGGCUCUUUGAGCUUGCUCUGCUAUUUUUUAUUAUUAUCAUGGCUACUCAAUAUCCUGUUCCUACUUUACAAUCCCAUUAGCCAUAAGAAUUGUAUCUAUAUCCUUCUUGUAAACAUUACAUGUUUUGGCCUCAACUGCAUUCUGUGGCAGAGGAUUCACAGGCUCAUCACUCUCUGGGUAAAGAAAUUUCUCCUUAUCUCAUUCCUAACUGGCCAUCCCCACAUCCUUAGACUGUGAUGCUUGACUGGAUCUGGAUGGUCCAGUCAUCAGAAACAUCCUGCAUUUACCCUGUCUAGAUGGAUUAGAAUUUUAUAGAUUUCUAUGAGAUUCCACCCCACACACACCUCUGAAUAUAACUCGAACUGAUCCAGUUUCCCUUCAGUCAGCCCUGCCAUCCUAGUAAUCAGUCUGGUUAAACCUUUGAUGCACUUCAUCAAUAACAACAAAACUGCACAUGAUACUCCAGGUGUGGUCUGAUCAAGGCCCUAUACAAUUUUAGCAAAACAUUCCUGCUCUUAAAUUUGAAUCCUCUGGCUAUGAUGUACCAUAUGCUACCUUCACUGCCUACUGCACCUCUGACCUCAAGAAAUAGGAACAGGGGUAGGUUGUUUAGCCUCUUCAGCCCACUGCACCAUUCAAUAGGAUCAUGGUUGAGUCAAUGCUUCUCAUGUCCACUUGCCUGUCAUUUUCCCUAUAACUCCACACAGACCGUCACCAGAGGUUAGAAUCAAACCCAUAUCUUUGGUGCUGUGAGGCAGCAGUACUAACCCCUGAGGCACUGUGCCACCCACAUGAAUGACUUAAUAUUUACACAUUGCUGAAACUGAAAAACAAUUUAAAUUCUCUUUACCAACAAAUUUAUUAAAUUUGCUAAGAUGUAAACUUUUGAAACUUGCCUUUUGGUGAUUAUGCAAAUUAUUUUUUUUCUCUAAAGUUACAGCAUAACUGACUUAUUAAUUGAUCUUUCUCUCAUUGAUUAAAGUUUAUGCCUUCACCAAGGAGCUCAGUUUGUUGGAUUUUCAGACAUUGAAACAAUCAAUAAUAAUAAAACAGCACUGAACUGAAUAGCAGAAGGAAUGUUUAAUACUAAAAUGAUUUUUUUAAAAUUCAGGUGAAAUUUAUGAAUAACAUUAUCUUUAGGUUGUUUGAAUUUUAAUAAAAUUGAGACUACUUAUCAAAGGCCAACUAGGACUGGAAAUAUACCAAUUGAUAGCUGCAACAUUGAGUCAAGCUUCAGUGUAACUACCUUGUGAUAAUUCAUCCAUUUGAAGUCAAACUUCCUGCCAAAACAAAUAAAUACUUGUUAUAAUCAA
Chiloscyllium plagiosum (whitespotted bambooshark) is the source of this 4525-nucleotide messenger RNA. It is a transcript of the gene psph, whose product is annotated as phosphoserine phosphatase. Gene Ontology annotation, cellular component: cytoplasm. NCBI's taxonomy places the organism in Eukaryota, Metazoa, Chordata, Chondrichthyes, Orectolobiformes, Hemiscylliidae. The record is from RefSeq and is a predicted model, not a curated record. Gene Ontology annotation, biological process: dephosphorylation; L-serine biosynthetic process. Gene Ontology annotation, molecular function: magnesium ion binding; L-phosphoserine phosphatase activity.